Molecule: messenger RNA, 2802 nt
Organism: Sycon ciliatum
Lineage: Eukaryota; Metazoa; Porifera; Calcarea; Leucosolenida; Sycettidae
Product: mitochondrial thiamine pyrophosphate carrier-like
Exons: 9
Coding region: 266-1240 (324 amino acids)
Biological process (GO): transmembrane transport
Molecular function (GO): transmembrane transporter activity
Source: RefSeq, a predicted model, not a curated record
AAUAAUUUUCUAAGUACUGUAGUUGCAGUACUUUUGAAGUGAUGGACGGGACGUCCGGACGUGUCAUUCAUCAGCUCUGGUCUUGGGCUAUGACCAAGUAAAAUUACCUCCUGCGAGCAUGGACGAGCACCGACGCCGUGAACGCUGGUGUCCAGUUUAUCCUGCAUCGUAAUCUACCCAGAAGAGUGUAUGGUGUUGACAUGUAGCAGGCACUAGAAAUAUCUCUGGUGUAGUUCUACUGAAAGUCAUUGUCUUCUGUGGAAGCAUGGACGGUGAACGUAGAGAUAAGCUGCUGCGGAGUGACUACGCAGUUGCUGGAGCUGUAUCUGGUGUGGUAACCCGUGCCUUGGUCUCGCCUCUGGAUUUGCUGAAGAUUCGCUACCAACUCCAAGUGUCAAGUGCCGCCGCCGACAUCCGCUACACAGGCAUAGUUUCAUCGCUCGUUCGCGUUGUAAAAGAAGAAGGCGUGCGUGGCCUGUGGAAAGGUCACGUUCCGGCUCAGCUGUUAUCAGUCACGUAUGGAGCAGUGCAGUUCUACGCAUUUGAAGGGAUGAAGACAAGUGCCAGUCACUUCGGCGGCCAGGGCUCGAGCCAGGGAUCCCCGGCUUCAGCAUCUCGGCCUUCGACGACGGCGGCGACGAAUUUCAUCUGCGGUGGCUUGGCCGGUUGCUGCGCUACGCUCGCUGCUCAUCCGCUUGAUGUCAUGCGGACGCGGCUGGUUGCGCAAUGCAGCAGACGCAUUCGGGUGUACACGAGUCUGCAUCAGGGAGUGCUGCACGUUUGGCGGAAUGAAGGAGCCCUGGCGUUUUACAGAGGGCUGUCGCCAACACUGCUGCUUGUAUUCCCGCAGACUGGACUGCAGUUCUCCAUCUACCACAGCCUGAGCUCUCUGUGGACGCAGACACUCGGGGAACGGAGCGUUCUGGGCUUUCCUCGCAGCUCCGUGUGUGGGAUGGCAGCUGGCAUGUUGUCGAAGCUGGCCAUCUUGCCUCUGGACUUGAUGAAGAAAAGACUGCAAGUACAAGGUUUUGAGCAGGCAUGGUCGUCGGUGGGCCAGACCAGGCAGUACGUCGGGGCACUGGACUGUGCACGUACUGUCUGGCUGCAGGAGGGUAUCCUGGGCUUCUACAAGGGCACCACACCUAGUCUUCUGAAGGCCGGUGUCUCGGUGGCGCUGAUCUUCACGUCGUACGAGUGGUGUUUGGACAUCCUGUGCCACCUGAGAGGCAAGGAAUCGUGAUGGACGGCUAGCACACGCACACACACAGUAGGUGACAUGGAUGUGUUCGCUGUAGCGGUGAUGUGUGUUUGUGUGAGAACUUUGCCUAAGGAUGCCAAAAUUGCAGAUGCAGAAAGUCCCGUCCGGUGUGCGUGAGGAGUUAUUUCUUCUUACACCCCGCCUGGAGCAAUUUCAGCUCGCCAUAUGCCAGUCUGCAGUCUUGUGAGCCGUCUUGGUUGCCGGUGAGCAGCGGUGCAGCUUCACACGGCCACAGAAUGGACACUUGUUCAGAUUGGUGCUUUUGGGCGGCGUACACGCAGCAUCGCGAAGUACACGUAUCAGCUUUGUCAAGACAUGCGAUGGCAGCCUGUCAUCACAGCCACGACCACCUCUGACUGUGCUUACCCGCACCCACAGUGAACGUGCACAUCGCCGUUGUCAAGGGAACACAAAUAGCCCGACUGCUGUGUCCAGACAUUGAUCUCGGACUACCACGGUGGAAUGCAAUGGUCUUCGCUCCAUCUACGCAAUAGUCCAGGCAGCUGGCCAUACUGUCUCCGAGACUAGGAGCAAGAAAUCGCAGCUAACUGAACACAGCAGUAAUGCUAUCACCAUCGAUUCGAAAUUGCAACUUGCCCGGCUAGCACCAUUCCUAAGGCGAAUGGACCAGUAGUAGGACACUUCUCAGCCGGGAAGUCAAUGGAAUUCUAACUCUGGGAUUUGUUGGACUUAGCGGACCAUGCAAAUGACUUCCCUUUUUUGGUGAUUUCCCCACUCACCCCAUUCUAGUCUAAUGUACUUGCUAGCUUGCCGCUAUCCUUCUAACUAUUUUGUUUGGUGGAGUCCGGCCCAGUAAUAACAGCCUAUGUUUUGGUAUCAAGUACCUGCGCAACAGAUUGGAGGUUGACUGGCUGUGACUGCGAGUUUCAUUCACGGUACAAUAACCGGACGCGCAUUGCCGGACUGUCUUGGUAUCAAUCAUGUCUGUGCGCACGUGGAUCGGCCAACAGCACAGCGUGCUGUGUAAUUGCGUUCGUUGGAUUGCCUUUUACUAGUGUCUCGACGCUGCUUGUAUACGCUUUCAAACUUAUCGAACCUCAACCCCCCCCCCCCCCCCUCAAAUACUCCACUGUGAAGCAAUGAUUGCAGCCAUUUUUCUUCUUCUUUUAGUGCAAAUGAGCGGCUCAGUGACAAGUUUUUAACACGUUAUGUUACCAGUAAUCCUAUUCCUUCUGCUCAACCUCUCUCAUUAUAAUACUUGGAGUAACUAAUAGAAAGUAGUUUAGAGCAGACUCGCUCUUUAAUUCCCAUUCACUCUGCUCGUUUUUUAUCAAUUUCUUUUAAACAACAUUUCUGAAAUAACGAAGUGAGCAACACUGCAUUUGAGUACGCACAGAUCACCUGACUAUAUCGCCAAGUGACCAUUGCUGCGUCGAAAUUCCCAAUCACCGCCUUCUGAUCCAACAGUCCGUCUGUACCGGCGGUGCUCUCCGAUGUUAUUCCUUGAUUUCUCUCUCACUCUCUCUCUCUCUCUCUCUCUCUCUCUCUCUCUCUCUCUCUCUCCCUCUCUCUCUCUCUCUCCC